AUGUCACCGGAAAAUUUCAAUUUUGAACCAGCGGCAGAUGGAGAAGAGAGAGCACUCCCAUCGAAUCUCAGUUCAGGCGACAAACCCGGCGGCAGAGGAGGAAGAAAGAGCCGCCCGGAGUCAGAGGAGUCAGGCAGAUCGAUGGGAUUGGUUUUCAGACCAAUCUUGCUGGCUCCAAUUGCUUCAAUUUUCCAGGCCAACACCUCCGUAGGAACCUGUACUGCAGAUUACUCUCGCUUCAAGGACGGUGGAGAUUGA
Linum trigynum is the source of this 258-nucleotide messenger RNA. Lineage: Eukaryota; Viridiplantae; Streptophyta; Magnoliopsida; Malpighiales; Linaceae. The record is from the annotation of a GenBank genome assembly.